Molecule: messenger RNA, 2204 nt
Organism: Salvelinus namaycush (lake trout)
Lineage: Eukaryota; Metazoa; Chordata; Actinopteri; Salmoniformes; Salmonidae
Product: leucine-rich repeat transmembrane protein FLRT3-like
Exons: 1
Coding region: 1-1965 (654 amino acids)
Molecular function (GO): protein binding
Source: RefSeq, a predicted model, not a curated record
AUGGCCGCCCAAUGCAAGAACUUCCUGCUCUUCUUGACCAGGGUAGGACUACUUCUGGGUCUGGCUAACCCUCUGGUGACCUCCGCCCUCUGCCCCUCGGCCUGCCGGUGUGAUGGGACCUUCAUCUACUGUAAUGACCGAGGCCUCACCUCUAUCCCUACCGGCAUUCCGCUGGAUGCCACUAUUCUCUUCCUCCAAAACAACAGGAUCAAGAGCGCCGGCAUCCCCGCCGAUCUGAAAAGGCUAAGCAACGUUGAGAAGAUCUAUCUGUACUGCAAUAAUCUGGAUGAGUUCCCCCAAAACCUGCCGAUAGGGGUGAAAGAGCUGCAUCUACAGGAGAAUAAUAUCCGCAUGAUUACGCAUGCGUCGCUGGGUCAGAUCCCGGUGAUUGAGGAGCUACACCUGGAUGAUAACUCCGUCUCUGCGGUUAGCAUCGAGGAAGGAGCGUUCAGGGACAGCAAUCACCUGAGACUACUCUUUCUCUCCAGGAACCAUCUGAGCACCAUCCCGUCCGGCCUUCCGCAGACCAUCGAGGAGCUGCGCUUCGACGACAACCGCAUCUCGUCGAUAUCAGAGGCGUCCCUGCAGGACCUGAUCAACCUAAAGAGACUCGUCCUGGAUGGGAACCUGCUCAACAACCGCGGCAUCGGCGAAAUGGCCUUCAUCAACCUGAUUAAUCUCACCGAGCUCUCCCUGGUGAGAAACACCCUAACGUCGCCGCCGGCUAACUUACCAGGAACCAGUUUGGAGAAACUGCAGCUCCAAGACAACCACAUAAACCGGGUACCGGCCGGGGCUUUCGCUUUCCUCAGGCAGCUGUAUCGGUUGGAUCUAUCGGGCAACAACCUGAGCAGUCUGCCUCACGGAGUGUUCGAAGACCUGGACAACCUCACGCAGCUCCUGCUCCGUAACAACCCGUGGCAGUGUACUUGCCGGAUGAAGUGGGUGAGAGACUGGUUAAGGUCGCUGCCGACAAAAGUCAACGUCCGAGGAUUUAUGUGCCAGGGACCGGACAAGGUCAAGGGCAUGGCUAUUAAGGAUUUGUCCAUGGACUUGUUUGACUGUGGAGGAUCUGACUUGGGCAGGGGACAGGGGGACCCUACCGAGACCAGCACCGUCUCUAACACCUUACUGCCCUCACAACCCCAAUGGCCCUCCUUUGUGACCAAAAGACCAGUGGUGAGAAUACCUGACAGGAAUAAGAACUACCGCAGUACUACGACGCCGUCAGGAAGAAAGAUCAUCAGGAUCAGCGUGAAGUCGAGCAGUGCAGAGACUGUGCACAUCUCCUGGAGGGUUUCUGUACCCUUGACUGCCAUGAGACUCAGCUGGUUAAAACUGGGCCACAACCCUUCGUUCGGUUCCAUCACGGAGACCAUCGUACAGGGCGAGAAGAAGGAAUACCUCCUAACAGCUCUAGAACCGGAAUCCUCGUACAGGAUAUGCAUGGUUCCCAUGGAGACCAGUAACAUUUACUUGACGGACGAGACACCAGUUUGCAUAGAGACAGAGACCAGUUCUCUGAAGGCUUACAAACCCACCACCACAUUGAACCGCGAGCAGGAAAAGGAGCCUUACAACAAUUCCAGUCUGCCUUUAGCCGCGAUCAUCGGAGGGGCCGUGGCUCUGUUGGCAAUAAUAAUGCUGGCGUUUGUGUGCUGGUACGUGCACAGGAACAGUUCACUGUUUUCCAGGAAUUGCACCUACAACAAGGGCCGUCGGAGGAAGGACGAUUACGCCGAGGCGGGGACGAAAAAGGAUACCUCGAUCUUGGAGAUACGAGAGGCCUCUUUUCAGAUGAUCCCUAUACACGCAGUGCCCGAGUCCAAAGAGGAGUUUGUGAUACAUACAAUUUUCCCUCCGAACGGAUUGAGUCUGUACAAGAGCCCGCAAAGCGAGACCACUAUUAGCAACAGAAGCUACAGAGACAGCGGAAUACCCGAUUCAGACCACUCCCAUUCAUGAUAUUGAUAACGCGGGACAUUUCGUUAUAAAUGAGUGCGUUCGUUGAUGACAUGAAACUAAAGUGGCUAAAAGACUUUGUUAUAAAACACUGGAUCUGCAAGACUGAGUGGGGAAGCAAUGUUCUUCUGUACAUUUUGCCCAUAUAAUUUAUAUUUAAGGACAUUUUAUGACAAAGAGGAGAAGAAAUGUGGUUCACAUUGCAGAUAGUAGGGCCAUCACUGAGCCGCAGGUCAGUGUAU